Molecule: messenger RNA, 1008 nt
Organism: Xylona heveae TC161
Lineage: Eukaryota; Fungi; Ascomycota; Xylonomycetes; Xylonales; Xylonaceae
Product: NAD(P)-binding protein
Exons: 5
Coding region: 1-1008 (335 amino acids)
Molecular function (GO): oxidoreductase activity
Source: RefSeq, a predicted model, not a curated record
AUGUCACAGACCAUUCGUGCAGUAGACAUCCGCGGCGGCACCGGUCCCGUAGACAGCCUCUACAUUACGGACGUGCCCAAACCCACCAUUGGCCCCAAUGACGCCCUUGUCAAAGUAAAAGCCUUUGGUCUCAACCGAAUGGACCUUCUCCAGCGCGAGGGCAACUAUCCUCUGCCUCCAUGGGCGCCCAAGACCCUUGGUUGCGAAUUUUCCGGUAUCAUUACCGAACUGGGGUCGAGUCCAGAGCCGGGAUUCGAGGUGGGCGAGGAAGUUUUUGGACUGGCCUACGGAGGUGCAUAUGCUGAAUAUAUCGCCGUAUCUACAAAAAUGCUGGCCCGCAAACCUGACGAAAUGACUUUUGUCCAGGCAGCUAGUAUCCCAGAGACAUACAUGACCUCCCUGUUAGCAAUGUACAUUACCGGCGAAUUCAAGGCCGGUAAAUCUAUACUGUGGCACGCCGGCGCCUCUUCCGUUGGCAUUGCGGGAAUCCAGCUCUCCGUGACGGGCGGCGCGUCUGCAGUCUUUGCCACUGUCGGAUCCGACAACAAAGUCGACUUUUGCGAACGCGACCUCGGCGCCACAAAGGCAUUCAACUACCAUUCGCAGGACUGGUCACAGGAAGUGCUCAACGCAACUGGUGGGAAAGGUGUUGAUGUGAUUAUUGAUGCAGUGGGGGCCAGUCAUUUUCAGGGCGACCUCAACGCCGCCGCCCGCGACGGCCGCAUCGUCAACCUCGGCUGGCUCAGCGGGACUGUCCUCCCCGGCGGCGUCGACAUCAAGCACUUCAUCGACAAGCGGCUGCGGUACGAGGGCACGACGCUGCGCAGCCAGGAACUCGACUACCAGCACCGCCUGCGCGACCUGCUGGAGGGCUACAUGGACCGGUUCCGGGACGGCACGUUCAAGGUCGUGGUCGAGAAGGUGUUUCCGUGGGAGCAGAUAGUCGAGGCGCACCGCCUCAUGGAGAAGAAUGUGAGUAAAGGCAAGAUUGUGUGUACUGUGGAUUAG